UCUUCCUUUUCCGCCAUCUUGCUGCACCGGCACCAUGGUGCGCAUGAACGUUCUAGCCGAUGCUCUCAAAAGCAUCAACAAUGCAGAGAAACGUGGGAAACGCCAAGUUCUCAUUAGGCCGUGCUCCAAAGUAAUUGUCCGGUUUUUAACUGUGAUGAUGAAGCACGGUUACAUUGGUGAAUUUGAGAUAAUUGAUGACCACAGAGCUGGGAAGAUUGUUGUCAAUCUCACAGGCAGACUCAACAAGUGUGGUGUAAUCAGUCCCAGAUUUGAUGUUCAGCUGAAGGAUUUGGAAAAGUGGCAGAACAACCUGCUGCCUUCACGUCAGUUUGGGUACAUUGUACUGACAACCUCAGCUGGCAUCAUGGACCAUGAGGAGGCUAGGCGAAAACACACAGGAGGCAAAAUCCUGGGAUUCUUUUUCUAAAACUUGUAAAAAAAGAGGAUACUAAUAAAUUGUUCAAACGGA
Messenger RNA from Gavia stellata (red-throated loon), 469 nucleotides. RefSeq names its product ribosomal protein S15a (gene RPS15A). Gene Ontology annotation, cellular component: ribosome; cytosolic small ribosomal subunit. Gene Ontology annotation, biological process: translation. The record is from RefSeq and is a predicted model, not a curated record. The transcript has 5 exons. Bases 35 to 427 code for a protein of 130 amino acids. Gene Ontology annotation, molecular function: structural constituent of ribosome. Lineage: Eukaryota; Metazoa; Chordata; Aves; Gaviiformes; Gaviidae.